Molecule: messenger RNA, 568 nt
Organism: Drosophila innubila
Lineage: Eukaryota; Metazoa; Arthropoda; Insecta; Diptera; Drosophilidae
Gene: apn
Product: protein apnoia
Exons: 2
Coding region: 1-411 (136 amino acids)
Source: RefSeq, a predicted model, not a curated record
AUGGCUGUCAAUCAGAAAUUCGCCCUCGCGCUUCUUGGUCUUUGCCUUCUGUGCGAUUUGGUCUUGUGUCAGCAACAGGUCAAUAACUCCAACUCCAACUCCGAUUCCGAAUCCGAUUUAACUGAGAGCCGCACUUUUGGCCAUCAUUUUAUGCGUCGCAUUAGCUUCGCUUUGGUGCCGGGCGCCUUUGUUGUGGGUGUGAUUACCACAUUGUUGGCCGCGCUUACGGUUGUCUCAAUGAAGGGUCUGGGUGUUGGCGUCAUCCUCCUGGUGCUGGCCAUCGGUCAGAUGUUGUCCCGCGCUCUGCCCGUUCAAGCCGCCGCCGCCUAUGCAGCUGCCCCUGCUCCCGUUCCCGUUGUCUACUCCCACUCCCAUACACAGCAGCCCGUCUGGCUGGAGAAGGAGUGGUAAAUGACGAGGAAACUUACGACUCACGACUCACGUGGAGCGAGCUGGUAGCAGGCCUAAUUAUACCUCAGCGAGCAUGCAACCAAAUAAUAAUUUAAGACUAGUUUAAAUUAUUUAUUUAUUUAUUUAUUAAAAUUAAAUUAUUUAAUGCAUCGAUCAA